AUGUCUCUCUUCCGCAAUUGCAGGGCUGCCACCGUGCAGUUCCGCGGCUUCACCUCAUCUUCCUGUCUGCGGGUCGGCCCCGAGUCUCCCAACUUCGUCGACAUCCCUCAACCGAUUCAGCCCGAUCUUCCUUCGAAGCCCCGCGUCAAGGGUACCCUGCCCGUCCCUCGAGAACUCUUCCCGGCCCGCCGCAAGGACAAGCCGACAGAGGCAUACAUCAAUGCUGCGACGCCUCUUCCUACCAAGGAGACCAAAUUGGACCCCAAUGACCCCAACACCGAAUACAUUGAGUGGAAGAAGCGCAUGGCGGAGAUGAGACGCAAGAACCUCCGCGAAGGUCUCCUGGAACUACACACCCGGAAGCAGCGGACGGACAAGACCAUGAUGCAGCGGAGUUUGGAGAAGCAGAAGCGCCGCGACCGUAUCCUCCGCCAGCCUGAGAGAGAAGACCAGCGGUUGACCCGUAACUCCGUCAUUCAGGACAUGCUCCCCAAACAUACCGCCGUGCUGCCGGAUCCUGACCGCGAGACCCGCCUGGCUGAGUCCAAGGCCCGCCUCGAAUACCAGCAGGCUGUGAAGGAGGCAGAGCGUCAAGAUAACCUGCAAGAACUUUACAUGAAUGCUCGGAACUUCAUCACCACGGAGGCUCAGCUUUUGGCUGAGAUCGAGCGGGUCUUCCCCGAGGGUGAGAACGAGGCCUGGCGCAGUGACCACCAGGAGGGCGAGAACAUCUGGAACUUGGGUGUGCCCCCUACUGUCCAGGGUAUCGUCAAUGAGACCAGGAAGAGCGAGACCGCUCGCUGGGACGUCAUCCAGGACAGAGUCAAGCAGCUGGGAGAGCAGAUCACUGGCGGCAAGUUGUGA
Messenger RNA from Aspergillus niger, 864 nucleotides. RefSeq lists its product as uncharacterized. The record is from RefSeq and is a predicted model, not a curated record. The coding region runs from base 1 to 864 and encodes 287 amino acids. The transcript has a single exon. Lineage: Eukaryota; Fungi; Ascomycota; Eurotiomycetes; Eurotiales; Aspergillaceae.